GUCCGAGAUUUCGUGAGCGGGUUUGUCAAAUACUUCGGGCAGCAAUAUACUUCAGUAGUUUGUUUUCGCUAAUAUUUCGUGAUAAAAAUGUGGGAGAACGUACCUGAUUUUCUGGAGCUAUUCAGGAACUUUCCUGUUUCCAUAUCAGUUCUGUUUGUGGUACCAAUAGUUCUACUGAGUGGCCCUGCUUCACCUGUCAUGGCCGCGCACGAGUUUCCAGUAUUCAGAAUGCAACAAUUUGACCUUCACCAAACUCAAAGCGGUAAGUCUUCACCGAUGAAUAAAUCAUUAAUACAAAAAUAAUGCUGAAUCUUCCAUCCUAAAGCAAUACAAUAGAAGAACAUUCAUGGAUUUAUUCACAGAGUAUUCUUCAACGGUCCCAUUUACCGUAUGUAUAUACAUGAUGCACACUCCCUGUUUCACGCUUUCUCGAUGAAAAUCUCAAAUAAAUUUAGUACAAAAAUUUCUUAUGUGACAGUAUUAUAUAUUUUUUUACGGUGAGUACAUAGAGUUCUCCCCAUUUUCAGUAUUUGGACGACAAUUUUAUGGUCCAUACGACCCGAGCAAAUCAUUACCAAGGUCAUAUGAUUCACUUCAGUUUCUAAUUAAGAUAAUUGUCAAUCUUUUAACAUAGAUUUUAGUAGAAAAGACCACCAACUUCACUUACAUGUCUGUCGUUGUGUUGAUACUAAAUGAGGAUAUUUCUUUGUGAUGGGUUGGAGAGAUUUUCAGCAGAAAAAUAAAUGGAAUUCUAGCACCAUAAAGGGCAGAAGGAUAGUGCUUGUGAGCAAUCUUUUGUGUAUUCAGAUAUUAGGGAUGGGAUUAUCUCUGUGGAAUGAGGAUGUGCCUUUGUGAAGCACCAUAUCAGUGUUCAUUUGUUCCUGAAAUAUUAAUCUUCAUAGAAGGCUGGAACAAAAGAAACAUUACUUAUGAGACUAUUUCUACUUGUAGGUAAUUAAUUACAGGUCACACAGUGUACUCUCUAUUCAUGAAAAAGGAGGAAAAUUAUGUCAAAUGAGUAAAGGGUAGACAAAACUCAUGAACUUUUUUACAUCAUAGGAUCUCGCAGCUCACUGGUAAACAUGGAAGCACGACCCCUGACCUCUGAUAUGUUGACAAGACGCUGUGUGGUAACAAGGCUAUCAGAUCUCACCAUUGAUAAAUUUAAGGAUGCUGUACAAACCCUUGGGGCAGGGGCAGUACUGAUUCUGCUCCCAAAAAAUACAUCUGUGGCUUCCCUUGAACAGUUGGAGGUAGAAAUUCUUAUAAAAGAGUUUAAUUGAUGGCCUGCUUAGCUGUUAAAAUCUGCUACUUAACUACCCUCUAAGAUGGAGUCAGGAAGAACAUCUUGGCAAACUAACUUGACUCCUUCUGAAUUCCAUUUUCAUUCUCGCAGUACUAUGCUGAGCAUAGUAUUGAUGCUUAGUAAUACUCUUAAUUGGAUGGCUUUUCACUGAGGUUAUUGUUUCUGUCCAUUUUGUUAAAGAAGUAUUCAACAUGUGCCUGAUGAUUUGUUCUUUGUUUGAAAUUUAAAUCAAUUCUAUGCAAUGUUUCAAGGUUUUUUUUCUCCAAGAAUAUGAGGCAAGAGGAGAUAGAUAAACAAUAGCCAGUAAUUGGCAGUUUAUUACUUAACAAGUUUAGGUGAAAGGAGACUGCAAAAUUUCAUUUUUGUGGUUAUUUCAGACAUGCAAAUAUACUUGUUCAAGGAAAAGGAGUUGACUCUGAAUUCCUUUUUGAGCAGUGAAGUGUUUAAAAUCAUUUCAGUUUCUUAAUGAAGUUAUCUAAGAAAGUUGUCUAAGUUACCUUCAUAGUAUAUAGAGAACUAAGAGCUAUUUAAACAAUUUAUGUACACUGUAUGUAUAUGUAUACCCCUGGAAAUUUUAUGCAGGUCAAAUUUUUUUAAGAGUGCAUGUACAUGUAUCUCGGACAUGUAGAGUUGCUGAUGCCCUCAAAAUGUUGAACAGAGUAACCUGCAUGUAUUUUGAACAUUCCCCUUUUUUCUUAGGAGUGGCAGCAACUGGAGAGAGAUCUUAUGACUGUUGAAGUUCCAGUGGCUGUAUAUUUUGCUUAUGAAGACAAAGAGUUAUCAAAAAUUUAUGAUGAUAUCAAAACAGCUGUGACCAGUGACCAGGCUGGUUCAGCAUUUGAAGGUAUGUAACAAAUUCUGUAUUUUUAGAUCAGGUAAGGAAAGGCAAAAGAUGUGCAAUAAGAGUUGUUGGUAAAAAGACAAAACCACUUGUAGCCUAUGAGUCAGAAGGUUAGUCCUUCCAAGCUACAAUAGUUUUCAGGAGCCUGGAAUAAGAAGUAUGUAGCAUUCUGUCAAUAUUCAAGGGGUUUAAUUCUCCAUAGAGACUCUUUGGCAAGACAAACAACAUCUUUAUCAGUUUCUCAGACUUUUUGCUGCUAGCAUUUUGUACUCCUGGAUAGAGUAGAGAGGUACUGUGAAAGUUUAAGUGUCUUGUUCGAGGACACAACAAGGGCUUGAGCCCAAAGUCCAGCUCAUUGGUUCUGGGGAUACCCAGGCCUUAUCAGUCUUAACUAAUACUUGUAGACCCUUUUAUUACUGGUGAAACAUUAAGGUGAAUUCCUAAUGUACCCAUAACUGAGUUGUAUUACAUUUUUAUACAUGUAGCUACUGUAUGAUCAAGUUUAGAGAGCAAUGAUUUUGGUAGUCUUUGAGUUUUUACCAACAAUUUACAUGUUAGUUGAUAUUUCUUGACUAUGUGAUUUUAGCUUUACUUGGAGUUGCAUCAGCUAGUGGAUACCAAAUGGUCGUGAAUGUUGGAGAAGCCAAACAGAUUAAAGAUGCAGCUAUUACAAGUUUACAGGUAUCAUUCAGAUUAAAUUUUUGAUUUACCAUUUAAUUACAUAAUUACUGUAUACACCAGUUUAUAAACUGCACUCACAGCUACAAACAGAUUUUUGCAACUCAAAUUUGGAGAAAAUGUUUUUGAAAAACAAAUUUUGAGUGGACUCUGGAUUGAAAAAAUUAUCAAUAUUUUUUUGAUUUGAAAAUCCUUUCUCCAUGAAUCGCACUCAGUUUGGUUACAUACCAUGCCUUAUCUGAGCCGAGAGGAGAAAGGAGAACAAGAGCUUUGUUAAAAGCCACUUUUGUGCAGAUGAAUUGCCUUGAGUGGAAGAGAACUUUGCAACAUUUUGAACAUUUUUAUAAAUGGAGUGCAUUUAUUUUGUUAGAACACACUAUGAUUUGAUUUCUAUUUAAAGGUGAUUUUAUUUUGAUUUGAGUAGACAAGAACUUUUAACCUGACUUUUAAACCAUUAACUUGCUCAUUUUAGUCUGCUGCUCUAACCUCUAGCAGCAGGAGAUUCAUGCUUAGUUUUGUGAGUUUUUUUCUGUUGUUGAUUUUAGGGGAAGUUGUCAGGAAUGGGAAUUGAUGAACAACUACCCACUAUUGCUGUUGUAGCUCACUAUGAUGCCUUUGGCAUAGCGCCAGUAAGGCAAUUGUUAACUUGCAGUGAAUGUUAAGACUUGCUCUUAAACUUUAUAGUUUACAUGUAGCUGUUCAGAGGAAUGACCCUAGUAAGGAUUUAUGAGUCCUGAGUUUUUGUAUCAAGGUGAUACUUUGUGUGCUGGUAGAAAGGAAACGAUUAAUAUUAUAAUAAUAGGUGUUUUUAAACCAAUAAUUGAUGAAAUCUGAAGUGCAAUGAUAGUUAGUGCAUGAACAAUUGUAUGCAAUAUUUUAAAAUGUGUGCAAUAUUUAUCUUGUAUUUAUAUAAUCUCUUUUCUUUUUAGAGUAUUUCUUUUGGAUCAGAUGAUAAUGGUAGUGGAGUUGUGGCUCUUUUGGAAUUGGCAAGAUUGUUUUCAAGGUUAGUAAGAAAUUUGAUUCAUACUUUACUUCAUUUAAAAAACAUCAAAACAACAGGAUGCAACAUGGCACAUCCUUUCAUUGCAAAACACACAGCAUCAUGAUACAGCUUUGAAGACUGAAUUUGAGGAAUUGACUUUCACACUUGCUACCAAAUGCUGAUGAAAUUUAACUUAUUGUACAUCUGCAGACAUGUACAGUCUGUGCCUCAAAUAUGUAAUAAAACCUCAUAAUGGCUACAGUUGUACAUGUAUGUAAAACAAAAACCCUUUUAGGCUGAUUUUUACAUGCCUCAAAUAGAAGAGAAAGUAAAGCCUGCAGCAAAAAUUUUAAAUUCAGACAACAGGAUGCUAGAACAUUUCAAACAACAGCAAUCAAUAUAAUUUCCAUUUGUUGGGUAAACUUUGAUGCAUUCUCUGUGAUUUUUUCAGAUUGUAUGCAGAUCCUAGAAUGCAAGCAAGGUAUCCUUUUAAUUACUGAAUACUCUUUUGAAGUAGCACACUUACUGUUUGAUAGUUUGAUGUAGAAACAAGUCUUCUAACCUACUGGUUUACCUGAUAAUGUAAAUUUUCUUAACAUUAUAAAGAUAUAAUUUGGUGUUCUUUCUGUCUGGUGGAGGAAAAUUCAAUUAUCAAGGGACAAAAAGAUGGCUUGAAGACAAUCUCGAUAACCCAGGUAGGUACUUGUAGAUAUGUGUACACAAGAGUCAGGAGUGGUGAAAAGAAAAUUGAGUGUUCAAAAAAUCAGAAUUGAACUGUAUGCACUUAACGUAUCAAGAAUUCACCCUUCUCACCCAACCAUUAGUAUUGGUAUUCUCCAUAUUGUUCACCAUAUAUCCUAAGGAGCUGAUUAGGAGAAUUUUUUCAACAAUCAAGAGUUUCUUUAGUUAGUGGUCAUUUUCUCUAUUCUGGUGACUUAAAUGUGUGAAUCAAGGGUGAUAUUGUGAGGAGAAAUUAAACACUUAUCCCUUUUAGGUUCCAAGGAUCAAAUCAUCAAUUUCUGACACUACUGAACUUCUUUUGGACAAUUGUUUCAUGACUUGUUGAUUUGCAUGUCCCAACAGAAACAAGUGUACUCAGUGAUGUGGACUAUGUGUUAUGUCUGGAUAGCAUUGGGAAGACAGAUCAUAUGUUUUUACAUGUUUCCAAACCUCCUAAAGAAGGAACUCCUGCAUUUUCUUUAGUAGAGGUGAGUUCAAUAUAUCUCAUUACACUUGUUGGUGUGUAGUAUCGCUGAGCACUUUUGAGUCAUACCGCAUUUUGAUGAGCCCUCAGGGUGAGUCAAAUACAAACUUAAAGUGUUUGCAGUAGCGGUCAGGAAAACAAGGAUGACUAUAAUAGCCAUGCAGACUAUAGCAAAUUUCUAUCUUAUCAAACCAUCUGAAAACCAGUUCAAAUGAUUGGACUUGUAAGGUAAAAGUUACUCAGAGUCAACAACCAUGAUGAAUUGGACUAAGACAACACCCAGAAUACGUCCAAAGUUUCAGAUUGAAUAAACUCCACCACGGAAAGUCAUCAUCAGCUCUAUAAUUGUAUAUCUACAUGUAGGCUCUACUUUUUGUGAGUUAAGACACUGUUCAUUAACUUAAGUAUCUUAUUCUUCAAUCCAACAGGAAUUUAAAAUGGUAAGUCAAUUUCCAACUUAUUCGGAUGAAUAUAACAACUCAGGGCUCCAUUGUAUUUAACAGCUAAUGUUGUAAAAAGAUUGCAAUUAAAAAGGUAAAAAUAAUUGUAACCACAAUACCUAAUGAUGUUUUGUGCAAAUGUUUAUCUCAGUCAAGCUGUAGACAAAAAAACACAACACUUCAUCAUGUUGCUACAUAACCACUUAGUGCAGAGGUGCUAGUUGGUAGCAUUUGCUUCAAAAUUUGUCACUUGAUUUUUUUUCACAUUCCAUAGCAACCAAAAUAGUGGUGGGGCAGUUGCAUUACUACCUCUCAGCAAUUGUACUGUCCUGUAGGUGUAGAUGCUAACUGAUGUUAGCAAUUCUUGAUUCUCUUAUUUUCUCAUUUAUUGUUAAGUCAAGUUAUCAAUUAAUUUGAAUUAUGUUCCAUCACUCUUUUAGGUCGCAAAAGAAAUAUUCAAGGAACUCAACUUUACUAUGGUCCACAAGAAAAUUAACUUGGCAGAGGAGACAUUGUCAUGGGAACAUGAAAGAUUUUCUCUGCACACACAGCGUCUUCCAGCUGGUACAUUAUCUCAUUUGGAGGACCCACAAGUUUUAGGAAGGUCAUCAAUCUUUGAUGUUAGGUGAGAUUACUUCAUCAUUUUCUUGUCUUUUGUUUGUAUUUUUUUAUUGGCCUUUUUUGUUUUGUUUUAGCUGCCAAAAAUUAGCCCACAUAAACCAAAACACGUACAUGUACAUGUAUUUUAUAUUUGACACUAGUUGCUUAUAUUACUUCAGCUGUCAACAUCACAUGUUGUCUCCAGCUUCUGAAAAACUAGGUAGAAUUAUAACUUUUUGGGAGGAAACUCUUUAUUUACAUACAAAAGAAGUGAGUUGUUUAUGUACUUGUAUGAAAUGAAUGGUUUGCCCAUUGAAUGUUGAUUGCAUCUCCACUUAGGAGGAAAUGUUAAUAUGGCUGCAAGUUAGGGGUUAAGCUCUGCUCUGACCCGCUAGCAGAGUAAAAUACUAUAACAAUAUAUAAUGUUUUCAUGUGUUGAAGAACAAAAAUAAAAGUUAGACAUAAAUUGAACUCACAAAGUGUGCAAAGCGCUUCAAAUAAUAACAUUGUGGUUAACAUCCUUUUGUAAUUAUAAGUUGGGUCAGUUCUCUAAACUAUGGUAGAGUUUGCAGUCUGAAAACUGCAAUUUCAUAAUGUAUUCCUAAAUAGUGCUGCAGUAAAGUUUCUCUUGUUAGACAUUCAUCAAUCAUUGAAGAUAAGCAACUCUUUUUUAGGAAGUAAAUUCUGUUUGACUGGUCUUAUGCUCUAAUAAACCCCAGUUUACUCACUUAUUACAUGUUCAUUUUACUUUUAAUAGUACAUUACAAAAAUAAAAAUACUUAUAUUUAUUUAGUUUUAACAUGUAAGAUGAUGCUGAUUUGCACUAUGCAUAUUUUUUUUCAAAAAAGAACCACACGGUAUAAUGUAUGAUAAUGACAGCACUUUUCAUUUUAAAACUUUUGAUUUUGUGGUCAUCUUUGGCUUUUAUUGGCGAUGUGAAUGUUGACAUACACGUGACCUUCUUUCCCCUUUUUUAUUUUCAGAUCUUCUGAGAAUGAUGGGAAAUUAGAGCGCAAUGUAGAGUAUAUUGCUGAAGUUCUGGCCAGACAUGUUUUUAAUUUAACAACAAAGGUGAGCUCUAAAUGGGCAAAUUGUGAUCACAAAAAGGUUGGGAUUGUGUACAGAACCAGGUUCACUUGCAUACAUGUACUUUUACAUGUACAUUUAGCUGCCAUGGUUAAUAUUAAUUUCUGUUGCAUGGAGGGACUGGGAGUUAUAUUGUAUUCAUUUUUCUUGGGUUGGCCAGGAGUUGGUUAAAGACUGCCCCUAAGCAUUUUUUCAGGCUUUGUUAGCCUCUUUCCUUUUACAUAUUUAUACUUAAGUGGCAAUAGGCCAUUUCAGAGUCCUUGCGGUUCAGAGAUCUGGUACCAAAACUACAGUAUAAGAACAGUUAAUGUUUUGUUUCAUUGCUCUCUUAUUUUCAAUAACUUGGCAAGUGGUGACUAUUAUUUGUUUUGAGUGAUCAUUUUUGUGUUUCUUGGCUGCUGCUUCUUCCCACUUUAAAUAUGCUUUUUGUAUUUAUCUUUUUUUAAGAGGAUUGUGGUCAAUAAUUAUGGGGACCCAACCUUUUACCUGCAUUUUGCAAGAGUACUUGUAUUCUUAAGGCAAUGAAGUUGAAUGUUCAUGCAUAGCCUUAGGAAGGAUAAUGCUAUAUACUGUGAGUGGUUAGUUUCAACAGUUGCAUUUUGUAUUCUUUUUGGCAGGGUUAUCCAGAGAAUAUGAGAGUGUUCAGUGCUUCAAUGGUGAGUUGGCAAUAAGUUUAAAGUCAGUGAAGCUCCAAAAACCUAAUAAAAUAUCCACUUUACAUGUAGUUACAAGCUCACUACUUUUAUCACUUGUUGCAAACCUUGUUGACUGGCUUAUUAUUUUGAUGAAUGGUUCCUUGAUCAGUGAUGUUUUUCUCAUGAUUUGGAGCUACAUUGUACAUGUACUUGCACUAACCUUAGACUCUGAAGCUGAUAGGAAUUUUAAAAUUAUUGAUGUAUGUUUGUUUUUCUUCAAACCAAAAUAUAUGAAUUUCAUGUCUUAAUUUCACCAGGCUGUAGAUUCACAUUUUGUGAAAACAUGGAUGGAUUAUCUUGGAUCCCAAGCACGGGCAGCUCAGCUUUUUCAUAAAGACCAUCCAUUUCUUACUGGAUUAGAGCAGGUAAAAAUGAUCUUGACUCUUGGUAUUGUCUAUUUUGCUAAAAGAACUUGGGAAAUAAAGUCAUCAAUAAGCUCUUUGGUGAGGAGAUGGAAAAUGGUCAGUUUGGGUCCCAGAUGUAGUUUCUUUUUUAUGAAAUGUGGUAUUAGAUUAGAACGGGUAAAUUAGUGUAAUUUUGUAAUAAAACCCUUGAAUAAUUAUAAUUUGUAUACAUGUAAUGGAAAUGUGUUUACUUACAUUCACAGACUUUCUCAAAAUUUGUCAAAGAUGUUAAGAGAUUCUCAGCAAAAGCUGAUAAAAGGUGAGAAGCUUUAUAAAAGUCAAUGAAAAUUUGAUGUGAAAUUUUUGCACAUUGCAUACUGAGAUUGAAAUACCAAACUUUUUUGCGCAGAACUUCACCAUUUUUACCAUGUCAACAGUAUGCAUGUGUGAUUGAGGUCACAGUUCUCUACUCUGCACUUCUUUGUUUGCUGUACAUGUAACAUUUUAGAAAUCUCUCAAACAUUUAAGACUUUCUAAACCAGUUUUAAUUAUAUUGUUUUAUGUGCAUGUUUUUAGGGACCCUGAGUUCGUCUUUUAUGACCGGCCUGAUGCAACGAUGUUUGCGUACAGGUAAGAAAUGGGAAUUGAAAGAUAGUCCUUGUGUAUUGUUGAUUUACCCAAUGCACAUCUAUGAAAGAUCUUUUAUGGGGAAAAAAACUUCUUGAGGAAAUAUUUAUUGAAAAAGUUGAUUGGUGGUUUUCUUGUAGAUUUAAAACAUGACAACUACAUUGCACUCCAAAUAAGGUUGAAACAAUUACUUCAGAAGUUUUGUUCCACUAGAGUAUAACUUUCUGAAUUUUAUUAUUUAAAAAUGGUGUUUUCUCAUUUAAUUUUGUUUAAGGAAUUGCUGCAUUUUGACCAAGUCAAUUGGAUUUACAUGUCACAUGUCUUUUUAUAAAUGCAGCUUGUAGAAUUUUGUAUGUUUUUUUUUUCAGGGUGAAGCCAGCCGUCUUUGAUUUGUUUCUAGCACUUGGUAUUGCAUCAUAUCUGGGAAUGUUCUAUCUUGCUCUUGUGGUAUGUAAUUAAUUAUGAAAAAUUUUUGUAACUUAAAGCUACAUGGUCUGUAAUUGCACAGUCUGAUCAGUGCGUUUCAGCUUGUCAUGCAGAAUGAUUAUUUAAGGAACGAUAGGAGAGAAGGUUUUGGCAACUGUGAUUGUCAGAAGCUCGUCUCUGGGCACUGAUACCCUCCAUUUAGGUUGUCGCAGCAUCAUCAUGAACAUUAUUACAUGUAUUUCAAUUCAUAGAUCACUUUUAUGAUCAAGGUGUGCAUGUACUAAUCGACUUUAAAACUACCCCACUCAGGUCUUUCAAAUUUAGUAUCUAUUGAUAAAAGGUUUACCUACACUUUUGCUUUUUUAUAAACAGAACUUCAACAUUUUAACUGAAAUCCUUCCAAGACCUGUGUCAAACAUGAAGGCAAAACAACCUUGAUCAAAGUAAGCAGGACUGGAGAUAUUAGAGCCUUUUUUUUUUCAUGAGUGGAUUAUUUCAGACACGUGAUGUUUCAUAAUAUUGAUCAGAGGUCAAGAAAUGUUGUUGAAUUGUAUUGUAUUGUAUCGUAUUUUACUAUUUUAUAGCCUAGGAAAGACAUUAAAUCAUUCCGAUCAGUCUUACCUAUGUUCUCUUUUCAAACUGGCAUAUGGGCAUAUUGAGCAUUGCCAUGGACAGUAAAAGAGUCAUGUCAUAUCCAUUUGGUGGUAGACAUGUCAAGCAAAGCAAAAUAAAAUACAAAUUGGAAAAGCUUUUUAUCUUCAAAAAGUAUCAGUUUACUUUGGAGUGUGAAGGAAGCAGGGUAUCAAGGGAAAUAUUCUUUCCUGAGGCUUAUUCUCAGUGACAUGAAAGAUUUUUUUACAUGGUGGUUUGAUUCACAAGCUUGUGUUUGAUGCCCAGUCAUUCCAGGGGACUUUUAGUAUGGGAAAGCAAAAUAAUGGCCACUUCUCCCUUUUUUGUGGUUUUGGUUUUGUUCUUGAUUAUUUUGCUUUUUGUACAAUAUCCAAGUAAUACAAUGGUUCGUGCACAGCUGGAUUCAAAAGGCCCUAUUUUGACAAUUAAGUGUGGCAAGGAUCAUUGUGUAGUACUUGAAGCAAGACACUUUUCUCACCUUGCUUCUUUCUACUCAAGGCCAGGUUUUACCAAACCUCGUUUCACUAAUUUGGGAUUUGACACGCAAGGGGACGAGUAUGGUCAGGGUGGGGCACUGGUAUGCCAUCUUGGUAUGUCUUGUGUCUAUGGAAACUGAAAAUAAGCCCCCGUAGUAUAUGGGCUACUUGGCACAUAUGCAAUAUGAAUUUUCUUUCUUUAAGAAAUGUACUCUCAUCUCAGAUGGUAACAAGGUUUAAAGACUUGGUGACAAACAUCGAUGAAUCUGAAAUUUCUAGCUUGUUUUUUUAGACAUGUUCUCUCUUAUGUCCACUUCCUGUUUUCAUCACCACACCUCCAUACAAUGAAAGAAAUAGUAAGUUUGUUUACUGGCCAUUGAGCUAAUUUUCAUGUACACAUUUAUGAUUGGUUCAUGCGGCUU
This is a messenger RNA of Pocillopora meandrina, 10757 nucleotides long. The record is from the annotation of a GenBank genome assembly. Lineage: Eukaryota; Metazoa; Cnidaria; Anthozoa; Scleractinia; Pocilloporidae.